Molecule: messenger RNA, 890 nt
Organism: Drosophila teissieri
Lineage: Eukaryota; Metazoa; Arthropoda; Insecta; Diptera; Drosophilidae
Gene: GstE14
Product: glutathione S-transferase E14
Exons: 4
Coding region: 40-738 (232 amino acids)
Biological process (GO): glutathione metabolic process
Molecular function (GO): glutathione transferase activity
Source: RefSeq, a predicted model, not a curated record
GGCGUUCGUUUGUCUGUUCUUCUACCUGAUCUUAACGAUAUGCCACAGCCUAAGCCGAUUUUGUAUUACGACGACCGCAGUCCGCCCGUCCGCAGUUGCCUUAUGCUAAUCAAAUUGCUGGAUAUAGAUGUCGAGCUCAGGUUUGUGGAUCUCUUCAAGGGCGAGCAAUUCCAAAAAGAUUUCUUAGCGUUGAAUCCCCAGCACAGUGUGCCCACCCUAGUCCAUGGUGAUCUGGUGCUGACGGAUAGUCAUGCUAUACUCAUCCACCUGGCGGAGAAGUUCGACGACGGCGGUAGUUUGUGGCCCCAGGAGCACGGCGAGCGGAUGAAGGUCCUGAACCUCCUGCUCUUCGAGUGCUCCUUUUUGUUCCGGCGUGACAGUGAUUUUAUGUCGGCGAUUGUCCGCCAGGGAUUCGCCCAUGUCGAUGUGGCACACCAUGAACGCAAGCUGACCGAGACGUAUAUUAUCAUGGAGCGCUACCUGGAAAAUAGCGAUUUUAUGGCCGGGCCACAGCUGACGCUCGCCGACUUAUCCAUCGUGACCACACUGAGCACCGUCAAUCUCAUGUUUCCCCUGUCGCAGUUCCCACGUCUGCGGCGCUGGUUCACCGCGAUGCAGCAGCUGGAUGCCUACGAGGCCAACUGCAGCGGCUUGGAGAAGCUCCGCCAGACGAUGGAGCGGGUCGGCAGCUUUCAGUUCCCAUCCUCAUCCGCCCCAGGCACCGAGAAAGUGGAGUAGCACUGGUUAUCAAAGCGCAUGUUUAAUUAAGCAUCAAACGGAGUUCAUUCAAUGUUUGAUCCGCACGUGUAGAUUUUUUAUCUCCUGACAUUUCUAUUAAUGCUAAAAAUUAUUGUUCAUAGAGUUGAAGUCAUAAUAAAACUUAAAUGGGA